This is a messenger RNA of Salvia splendens (bonfire salvia), 2387 nucleotides long. RefSeq names its product protein IQ-DOMAIN 5. NCBI's taxonomy places the organism in Eukaryota, Viridiplantae, Streptophyta, Magnoliopsida, Lamiales, Lamiaceae. The coding region runs from base 485 to 1807 and encodes 440 amino acids. The record is from RefSeq and is a predicted model, not a curated record. Gene Ontology annotation, molecular function: protein binding. The transcript is spliced from 7 exons.
ACCACAUUUUUCUAUUGGAUUUUUUUAAUGUUGAAUUUUGCUUUUACUCUCUUCAUUUCGCAUACGCAUACAAUCUUCUCCCUUUUCACAUUGUUUCUGGGAAAUUAACGUGUGCGUUUGUCAUCAAAUUUAUAAAAAAUUUCAAUGUUUUUUACAAGUAUCAAUAUCUCCAGAAAUUAUUCUGACGAAGUUGCAUGGAUUAAAUCACGAAUUUUCACUGCAGCUCUGGCAAGAUGGGUGCUCCAAGGAGAUGGAUCAAUAAAUUGCUUGGUUUGAAGAAAUCAGAGAAAAUAGCAUCUUCGGAGGAGGAACAUAUUUCUGGAAAUGCUGGCUAGAUCAACCAAAGCAAGCCCUAUGUUGAGCCUGAGAAAGGCAGACUAGGGAAUGAGUUGAAAGAGAAUGUGGACAUGUUGACAAUUGAAACAUAAAAAUUAAUGUUGACAAUGUGGACACAGAUUUUGAAGAUGCAAACUGGCAGUGGGAGAUGGAGCAUUCCGGUCCGCCUUCCACUUCACAUCAGGAGAAAAACGCAGCUCGACUCUCAGAGGAUCGGCCGGUGCAGCAAGAUGCAGCUCAGCAGCAACCUCAGGAGGAUUGGAGAGAGGAAUGGAUGGGUGCAUAUGCCAAGGAAGGCAACUUCACGUCAGCUCCGGAUUCACCAAACUCACCCGAGGAGCAAACUGCAGCUGAUCAGCUUGAAGAUGAUGGAACGGAAGGAUGGGCAACACUGGAUGUGAGAGACAUGUUCGAGCCAGAUACUGAUCCAGUUAGUCCACAUUCCAGCUCACCAGAAGUGGAAGAUGCAAACUUCAUGUCAGGUCUCGAUGCAUCUAAUUUCGAGGAGGACCAGAAUAUGCAGGAGGAAUGGGCAAACAUAUGUAUCCAAAACGCUGUUAGAGGUUAUGUGGGGCAAAACGAAACUAAAACUCGACUGCGUAUGAAUGAAGAAUGGGCUGCCAUAUGCAUCCAAGCUGUUUAUAGAGGAUUCAGGACAAGGCGAGCCUUUCGUGCUGUAAAAGGACUGACGAGGCUUCAAGCUCUAGUGAAUGGUCGUACUCUGAAAAGGCAAACUUCCAUUGCCCUACGCUGUAUUCAAGCUUUAGUAAAGGUUCAGGCCCAUUCCCGAGCAAAGCAUGCCGGCUCUACAUUAGAGAAUCAAUCAGUACAAAAGAAGCUAAUGCAACAGCUUGAAGUCGAGGCUCCAGCUAAAAAACCUGGAUUUUUACCGUACACCCAGAAUGGGUGGUGUGACAAGGCUGGCUCUCCUGCUGAAAUCCGAGCAAGUUGGCGGAAAAGGCAGGAGGCUGCUGCUAAGCGCGAAAAAGCAAGAGCAUAUGCUUUGGCUCGUCAGUGGCAGGCCGGGAUAAGGCAGCAGCCGCAGCAACAGCUACAGCAACAGCACGAGAAGGAGCAUGAGGCAACACCUACUGGUGUCCCCACAGUGAAAACUGAGUGGGGCUGGAAAUGGUUGGAGAGGUGGAUGUCUGUUCGCCCAUGGGAAAUGGGCUUCUUAGACGACACUAGUCUUAGAGAUGGAAUGAAGAGUCCUACAAGCGAACGGUUUGCUCUAGUGGAUGCACCAACAUCUCCAUUGACAGAGAGAAAGCCAUUGUCAAGUAAUGGGAACGGAAAACCCAUGCCUCAUUUCAACAUCACCAUUGCGAAAAGUCCUUCAGCGAGGAGGUUAGCCGCUGGGCUGGAAACUCCCAUCUCACCUGUUUCAAGUAGGAGUCCCAGAACACCUGUAAAAAACUCAGCUCCCUCGAGGCCAGGUCUUGGUUCUAGAUCUUUCAGUACUCCUAGCUAGAGAGCGUUCCAGCCUUUUCGGAUUUUCAAAAGAAGAAGUGAUCGUCUCUGCCUGGUAAAGGUCGUCUUCAUAUUGGUUUCCUUCAAUUUGAGAUAGGAACUUGUCACACACUUGCUUAUCCACAAUCUAUUGAAACAAGGCCAGUGCAUGGAGCUAGGCUUCUCGCGCAAACUGCGGUCAACAGCCCCCGGGCUCAAAGUCCUCGGAUCCAUAGCCCCCGGAUUCAAAGUCCUUGCACUCCUCAGAAACCCGGGGGCCCCAGAAGCAACGAUGUCAAGUCCUCAAAGCUCAGCCACUAGCCCGUGUCGACUAACCAGCCUAACUCCUACAUCCACUUUCAUCAGGCACAAAAACACACAUUAUUGGAGUGCAAACCGCCACGAAAAGGGUUCGUCCGUGGCUAAAGUCUCCAAUGGUUGAAGUUGUGAGGGCUAAGAAUGAAAUGCCUGAACUCAACACUUAUUUUGUACAGUACAUGAAUUGUAACUAACCAAUGCUUCAUUUCAACACUAUUUGUAUUGUACAAUAUUGUAGAUAUAAAGUGAUUUUAGUUGAUCCUAAAUUAUUUUUUCGCUAUGCA